Molecule: messenger RNA, 1950 nt
Organism: Eufriesea mexicana
Lineage: Eukaryota; Metazoa; Arthropoda; Insecta; Hymenoptera; Apidae
Gene: MetRS-m
Product: Methionyl-tRNA synthetase, mitochondrial
Exons: 8
Coding region: 1-1950 (649 amino acids)
Biological process (GO): methionyl-tRNA aminoacylation
Molecular function (GO): ATP binding; methionine-tRNA ligase activity
Source: RefSeq, a predicted model, not a curated record
AUGGCAAUUCUUUUGUCAAACACAGUACGGUUGCCAAUGUUAAUUUGUAUAAAAAAUAUUUUUUUUGGUACAAAUAAUUAUCAUACAAGAUCCAUCAUGACAACUUGUAAAAAACUUGAAAAAGUUUUGGAACAUCUUGAAAAGAAUCCUUUUUUUGAGAAAUAUAGUAAUAAAAUAGCCAAGUUGCAACAAACUAAGUCAAAUGAAUUUCUGCAGCGUGCUGAAAACCAAGAAAAAUUGCAAAAAGCGAAAGGAAACAAGGAUACGAUUUAUUUAUCAAGACCUUAUCAUAUUCAGACUUUAUGGACAUAUCCAUUCUUAAUGAUAAGAACACAACCAUCAUGGACUUCUAUUAAAAAAAGGAAUUUUAGUGAUCAUGCAGUUAAAAACAUAUAUAUUACUACACCUAUUUUUUAUGUUAAUGCUGGACCUCAUAUUGGACAUCUUUAUACAGCAGUUUUGGCAGAUGCUAUAGCCAGAUUUAAUGCUAUGCUGGGACAUUCUGUAUUUUUAUGUACCGGUACAGAUGAACAUGGCACAAAAGUUCAGAAAGCAGCAAGUAGCAUGAAUUUAUCCUGUCUUGAGUAUUGUACUCAAAUUUCACACGAAUUUCAAAAAAUGUGUAACAUGUUUCACAUUGAAUACUCAAAAUUCAUUAGGACAACUGAAGUAGCACACCAAGAAGCAGUUUAUCAUUUUUGGAAUUGUUUAGAAAAGAAUGGACAUAUUUAUCAAGGAAAAUAUUCUGGCUGGUAUGACAUAACGGAAGAAGCAUUUGUCUCAAACAAAGAAAUACAGGAAAAGAAUUCUACAAAUAUUAACUAUACAAAUACAGAAUCCGGAAAUACAAUAGAGUGGAUGGAGGAAGAUAAUUAUAAAUUUCGUCUUACUUCUUUUAAAGACAACUUAUUAUAUUGGUUGAAGGAUGAAAAUGUGAUAGAACCAAAAAUAUAUCACAAAAUGUUGAUUCCAUGGUUAGAGGAUGUACAAGAUUUAAGUAUUUCUAGACCUAUUAACAGGGUAUCUUGGGCAAUACCUACCCCUUCUGAUGAAUCUCAUACAAUAUAUGUGUGGCUAGAUGCAUUAGUGAAUUAUUUAACUUCAUUGGGAUAUCCAGAUAAUUCAUUUAGAAAAUUUUGGCCACCAACUGUACAAGUUAUAGGAAAAGAUAUAUUGAAAUUUCAUGCUAUAUUUUGGCCAGCAUUUUUAAUGGCUGUUGGUCUUGAACCACCAAAAAAGCUUGUGUGCCAUGGACAUUGGAUUAUUAGCGAUAAAAAAAUGUCAAAAUCCGAAAAGAAUGUAAUUUCACCUUUUACAGCUGUGCAUAAUUUUACUGAUGAUGGUUUGAGGUAUUUUCUCGUACGACAAGCAGUACUACAUUCAGAUGCAAAUUAUAACGAUUUAAAAGUUCAGAAAGUAUUAAAUUCUGAACUUUCUGAUACAUUAGGUAAUCUAGUUAAUCGUUGUUUUGGUAAAGCUAUUAAUCCAGAUGGUAUAAUAUAUAAUUCUGCCGAAUAUAAAAGUAUUCUAAAAACUGAUGUAGCUCAGGAAAAUAUAAAAGCUUUAGAAGAAUUAAGUGCAAAGGCUAAGGAAUAUUAUGAGAAAUAUAAUUUCUGUCAUAUGGUAGAUACUGUGAUGAAUAUGUUACACAUUGCCAAUAAGAUGUUUGACUAUUAUAAACCAUGGCAUUUAAAGAAAUCUGAAGAUCUCGAUUCUGUCAAGCAAUUCGAAGCGCUAAUGUCUUUAACUAUGGAAAAUUUACGAGUAGCUGCUUUAGUAUUGCAUCCUAUUAUACCAAAGUCAACUUCUAAUCUUCUUGAUUUUUUUCAAGUUCCAAUGAAAAAUCGUACAUGGGAAGAUACAAAACCACUUCAUUUAACCAAUAACUCAAAUGAAACAAAACAUAUUUUGUCACGAAAUAUGUUAUUUUUUAAGAAGAUAAAGAAUUAA